Messenger RNA from Lactuca virosa, 1053 nucleotides. NCBI's taxonomy places the organism in Eukaryota, Viridiplantae, Streptophyta, Magnoliopsida, Asterales, Asteraceae. The record is from the annotation of a GenBank genome assembly.
GGCUUAGAUACAAAGCCGUUGGUAGUCUUCUCUCUUGUUUUUCUGCUGUUCGUCGUCUUAAUCGCCUUCCAUACCAAAACCCUCACACACCAAACACACAGACUCAUAUCUACUGCGUGCAGCAUAAUCUACAAACCUUCUGGGUAUUGACUAGCGUUUGAUCAACUACGGUUGUUGAUCUAUUUGAAUUAUACCUAAUUUGGGAAUUGGAAAGAGGUCUUUCCUAAUCUUACUUUGAUUCGAUUGUUGAUGAGAUAUGGCGAAUUACCAUGGGGAUUUCAACCAAAAGAUUGAUUAUGUGUUUAAGAUCGUACUUAUUGGGGACUCAGCGGUGGGGAAAUCUCAGUUGUUGGCUCGGUUUUCUAGGAAUGAGUUCAGUUUAGAUUCGAAGGCGACGAUUGGUGUUGAGUUCCAGACGAAGACUAUGGUCAUCGAUCACAAGAACGUCAAGGCUCAGAUUUGGGAUACUGCUGGUCAAGAAAGAUACCGAGCGGUGACAAGCGCGUACUACAGAGGAGCUGUGGGAGCAAUGCUGGUAUACGACAUAACGAAACGUCAAUCGUUCGAUCACAUAGCCAGGUGGCUACAAGAGUUACGUGGCCAUGCAGAUAACAACAUCAUCAUCAUGCUCAUUGGAAACAAAUCCGAUUUGGAUUCACAACGUGAUGUGUCCAUGGAGGAUGCUAAAGAGUUUGCUGAAAGAGAAGGUCUCUUUUUCAUGGAAACAUCUGCCCUUGAGGCCACAAAUGUGGAGCCCGCUUUUCUUACAAUCCUUACAGAAAUUUAUCGAACAGUUAGUAAGAAAUCUCUUGUUGCAAAUGAGGAAGCUGAGGGGAAUUCUGCCCUUCUCAAGGGGACAAAUAUUCUUGUCCCAGGUCAAGAACAGCCUGUGUAUGGAGUAAGCAAGUUUGGGUGUUGUACAUCUUCAUAGAACAUGUAUUCAGGUCUUUCUUUUCCACAACAGUUAACUUUUUGAUGUCAAUGCUGCUACUUUUUCGUGUAAAAAAUGGCUGACUUUUAAAGAAACUUAUCAACCACGUUACAAUUCAUGUC